Harmonia axyridis is the source of this 1942-nucleotide messenger RNA. RefSeq lists its product as uncharacterized. The coding region runs from base 699 to 1874 and encodes 391 amino acids. The transcript has 3 exons. The record is from RefSeq and is a predicted model, not a curated record. NCBI's taxonomy places the organism in Eukaryota, Metazoa, Arthropoda, Insecta, Coleoptera, Coccinellidae.
UCCACAUUCUCCCUCGGUUUGACGUGGUUUUUACGGGACACCCUGUAUAUAGAAUAUUAAUUUCUAGCUUCAUGCAAAAAUUUCUUGUUAAUAGAGAAUAGAUGAGGCCUCAGAACCACAUGAGGUUCAAGAAUUUACAACGAAAAAAAAAGAGGAAAGCACUGAAUUCAAGAGCUUUUGAGCGCUCAUCAUUCAUGCGCCAAUUGAAACCUUGGAGACCACAUAUAGGCAUCAAUGAACGAGGGCUAAAAAGCACAUAAUUCACGUCAGUACUUAUUUCCUUAUUUUAAUUUGAUUUUGAUAUUUGACAAUUGUUUGCGGAAACAAAAUUUGUACUUACAAUAAUAUGUAAGUAAUAUACUUAGUUUUUUUUUGUUGUACCUACAAUACAUCCCGUACAAUGUUUUUCAUGAUAAAAGAAAAUAUAUUGGAGAAAAGAGAAAAUUCCAACUACAAUUUAAAAUUGAUUCCCGGGUCUUUGGAGCAAAUAAUCCACUAGAAAAUUGACAAAUCCAAACUUUCCUCUUCACGGACACCUGCACACAAUGGAUUAUAUCAUAUUAAAACUGUAACUGUAUCAUGAAAUGAAAUAAAUGCAACUCUAUUGUCUUCGGCAGCAUUAUAAAUCCGGGAAGACCAAUAUCCCACAUAUUUGUCUCUUAUAAGAAUGUCUGUAUAGGUGUAGUCGUGAUAAAAUUAUGAUGUUCAAUUUUCUUUUUGUAAUCCUGCUGAUCGAAAGAAGCUUAGGUGAAAACGCCGAAGAAAUAAACUCUAAAUUAACAAGUGAUCCUCCGUUUGGCUUUAAUGUGUCCGAGAGUCAAGUCCAAAACUCUAGUAUUAUAUCGGUGAAUACCGAUGUGUUUGUCUCUACGUCAGUACCAUCAACGCAGAACGUUCACGUGAUUAAAGCAGUAGAAAUAGGGACAAACAACACCUUGUAUAAAAAAGCGAAAGGUAACGAUGAGUUCAGACCAAGUCCUGAAGUUAAAGAACUGACUUUCGAAAGAAAUAUUGUGCCUGUUAAACCAGCUUACGCAGAAGCCAAACAUACUAGCUUGAACGUAGACGAACAAUUCGGAAAAUCGAAUUCACCCUGGGAAACUACAUGGAACCCUGCGAAUUUUCGAUUUCCGGAAACCAAAGUACCAACUGCUAAAGACAGACCGUACAAAUUUGAAGAAAACCGUGGACGUACUUUUGGAUUUUCGGGAAAGAAUGACUACGAUUCUGCGUCGGAUAAACCACUGAUCAAUUUGGGUGCCAAAAUUCCUAUUUCUGCCAGUGGCGGCGGUGGCACAGGCAUUGGAGGUGCAGCAUGGGAUAUUGGAGGUUAUUCGUAUCCAAGCAGCAAUAGGUACCUACCGAAAAAGCCAAGUUAUGGUUACGAAUAUGGAGGAUAUAUUGAGAAACCACCAACAGGGAUUGAGCAUCAUGGAGGACAUGAAUACCCUGUAAAGAAAUAUGACAAUCCCUGGAAGAAAAUCAUUAAAAUCAUUGCUGCUUUCAUACCAAUAGGACUCUUGAUAAGUGCGUUAACUCCAACUAUUAUCACUGUCAGUCCUGUGAAUGCUACCAUGACGAGAUCAAGAGAUGAAGAUACGCACAGUUCUACAAUAAAGAAAUUGGUGUCAUCACUAGGAUAUUUCAACCAACUCGACGAUAAGGACUGUGAAAAUAGACUGCUUUGUGAGCUUAUUCUCAGUGCCUCUUCAUCUCAAAAUGCAGAACUUCACAUCGAAAAUUUCUUGAAUAAUUUUUCUAACAGGGGAAAAUACACGACAGAACGAGAAGAAGAGUUGAAAAUGAUAUUUGACUCAGUAAAAAAACAACGAUGUAAUGAAAUCAUAUGCAAGGGAAUAAGAGAUUAUACUUGAUGUUGCGAGAGAAAAUGAACUGAUUUUAUAUGACUUAGUACUUAGAAAUAAAAAUUAUACCAAUAAAA